Molecule: messenger RNA, 933 nt
Organism: Dama dama (fallow deer)
Lineage: Eukaryota; Metazoa; Chordata; Mammalia; Artiodactyla; Cervidae
Product: THO complex subunit 7 homolog
Exons: 1
Coding region: 63-677 (204 amino acids)
Biological process (GO): mRNA processing; mRNA export from nucleus
Cellular component (GO): THO complex part of transcription export complex
Source: RefSeq, a predicted model, not a curated record
UUUGACCUCCGCCGCCGCCAACCGCCGCCUCAGCUUGCGCCGCCGCCGCCGCCGCGCACGCCAUGGGAGCCGUGACUGACGACGAAGCCAUACGGAAGCGUCUCCUAAUCGAUGGAGAUGGUGCUGGAGAUGAUCGGAGAAUUAAUCUGCUGGUGAAAAGUUUCAUUAAAUGGUGCAACUCAGGAUCUCAGGAAGAGGGAUACAGCCAGUACCAACGUAUGCUGAGCACACUGUCCCAAUGUGAAUUUUCAAUGGGCAAAACUUUGCUGGUAUAUGAUAUGAAUCUCAGAGAAAUGGAAAAUUAUGAAAAAAUUUACAAAGAGAUAGAAUGUAGCAUUGCUGGAGCCCAUGAAAAAAUUGCAGAGUGCAAGAAGCAAAUUCUUCAAGCAAAACGAAUACGAAAAAACCGGCAAGAAUAUGAUGCACUGGCAAAAGUGAUCCAGCAUCAUCCAGACAGGCAUGAGACAUUAAAAGAACUAGAGGCUCUGGGAAAAGAAUUAGAACAUCUUUCACAUAUUAAAGAAAGUGUUGAAGAUAAGCUGGAAUUGAGAAGGAAACAGUUUCAUGUUCUUCUUAGUACCAUCCAUGAACUUCAGCAAACACUGGAAAAUGAUGAAAAGCUCUCAGAGGUAGAAGAAGCUCAAGAAGCAAGCAUGGAGACUGAUCCUAAACCAUAGCCCAAGGAAUCACUCUCCAUUCCCAAGAAUGUUGAAGUAGCAGCGUGAUCUCAGUGUGUUUAGAAUCUGUUGUGCUCUCGAGAUAUGUAAAGUUUUGGCAGUGAACUAUUUUGCCUUUAAAUGUUAAUGCAGAGUUCAUUCAUAUUUCUUCACACAAAGGAAGAUGACUUCAUUAUAUAUUUGUUUUUACUGAAAUGUCUUUUUUGUAUUUAAAAGGUGGGAAGCAACAUCCAAAAUAAAUGUUGAAUAAAAUGUU